GAUAUGCUAUAUUGUUUUUCUUAUUUAUCGUUUCUCGUGAAAGUUUUAUUUAUUUUUAUUUUAUACUUGCCGGUUUGUUUACCACGUAAAAGUGCAAAGGAUUUCUGUUGAAUGCAGAAAUGUUGUUUCUGCGAUGUUAUUCGACAAAAAUUAGAGAUGUGUAUCCCCAUAGCACCAUUAAAGUUUUUCGAAGCAAUAAAUUAGCUGCUCAGCCACCUUGUAAUACCAAAGCACGGAAGACAGACACAAAUAUCCAAGCUAGUUCAAUUGAAGGCGUUAAAAGUCCUAAAUUGAAUGAAAAUGAAGAUUAUGCCGAGAACGCCGUUAAGGUACAGAUGAUUUCUCGAUGUCUACACAGGCAAAUAUUUAAGAAAUCAACGAAUUCCAAGGCUGCGGAAGCGUCGAUCUAUAUCGCUGAGUUGAAAAAACAUGGCAUUGAUGUACACAGCACGGAUCACUUACCAGACGUUAAUCUGCAACUUCCAAAACUUCAUGGAAAAGACAUUGAAGAGCACUUUUACACUAUUGCUAAAAAACAGGUAGCCCCAUACGAGCGACUUAUCGAUACAUUGGUCACGUGCAAGACAUUACCUGCCCGCCCAGCGAAAUGGUGCUUCCAAAGCGGGUGGACAGUUUAUGAUGCAAACACAGGAGAAGGACAGCCGAUAAGUAUACCACCAGAAAACGCUUUAGUACUGGAUGUAGAAGUGUGCAUGUCGGAAGGUGCUGCCCCAACAUUGGCCGCAGCGGUAGGCACAAAAAAUUGGUAUUCAUGGGUUAGUCCCAAUCUCACAGAUAUCGAUACAAUUAAAUCAAAAAAACAUUUAGCAGCAGCGAAACGCUACUUCUUAAAAGAUCUGAUACCACUAGGAACUAAGGGUCCUAAAAUUAUUGUUGGUCACAAUGUUUCUUACGAUAGAGCACGUUUGCGCGAGCAAUAUCUAAUAGAGGACAUAGGAACGCGGUUUGUAGACACAAUGUCUUUACAUAUAAGUGUAAGCGGAAUAACAAGUUACCAACGUGCGCUUUUGAAGUCACAGAAAGAAGCAGACCCCGAAGACGAGGAAUGGCAAGCGCAGAGUUCUCUUAAUAGUUUAGUAGACGUUCAUCGCUUGUACUGUGGAGGAGAGUUACUUUCAAAGGAGCCUCGCAAUAUUUUUCUAGAAGGCACGCUGUCGGAUGUAAAGGAUAAUUUCCAAAUGCUAAUGGGAUAUUGUGCUGGAGACGUUGAGGCUACCUACAAUGUCUUUACUAAACUUUAUACUAUGUAUUCACAAAGAUUUCCGCAUCCAGCUACCUUAGCUGGCAUGCUAGAACUAGGUUCAGCGUAUCUCCCAGUGAAUUCUAACUGGACACGUUACCUAAAAGAGUCAGAUUUGGCCUACGAGGACUUAAGCAUUGAAGCUAAGAAUCAUCUUUCCCGUAGAGCUGAUAGCGCUUGCAGGCUUAUGAAGGAUGAAGCAUAUAGAGAAAACUUGUGGCUUUGGGAUGAAGACUGGAGUGUUCAGGGAAUCAAGUUGAAGAAAACUAAAUGCUUAAAAAAAGAUACCAACAAAACCGUAAAAAGAGACAACAGCGAUUUGAUAAUAGAUAAGCAGCAAGACUUACAAAAAAAGUUCCAAUAUUUGUACGAUACUAAGUCACUUUUGCCGGCACGACGCCCACUGCUUCCGGGUUACCCCGCCUGGUAUCGGAAAUUGUGUAACAAACCACCGAAAAAUUCAACGCUAACUGAUGCCGCCGAGGAUUGGUCCCCAGGCGCCACACAAAUCGGAACUGGUAUGCAAAUAGCACCUAAGUUGCUUUCUCUAUGUUGGGAAGGAUAUCCUUUGCACUAUAUAAGGGAAUAUGGAUGGGGAUUUCUUGUGCCCUUUCGUGGACAGCCAUAUCCACCAAUAGACUUAGAUAGUGAUGCUUCCAAUCCAUAUCGUAUACCAAUAAAAAAGCUGAUUGAACGAUGUCCAGUACCGAAAACGCUUGAAAUUGACAAUUUAGACGCGGAUCCCAUGGGUUAUGACAUGGGUACGCUUAAUAAAGAGCUUGAAUCUAAAUUAGGAAAAAGAGAUUAUUUUAAAAAACAAGCGAAAGAUCACACAAAUGGAAUUUACCAGGGAGCGGGCAUUUGGUGUAAGAAAAUUUUGGAAGGAUGUUGCUUUUUCCUAAAACUACCACAUAAAAAUGGCAAUUCAUUUCGAGUGGGUAAUCCUUUGUCGAAAGAUUUUCUUAAUAAAUUUUCUGAAAAUGUGCUAAGUAGUGGAGAUGCGGGGGAAGGUUCGGCAAAGCGUGUUAUUGAUAUUGCCCGUAUGAUGUCCUAUUGGCGUAACAAUCGUGAUCGUAUAAUGGGUCAGCUUGUUAUAUGGUUUAAUAAGGAUGAUUUACCACAAGAAUUUAAAAGUAAUGGGAGUAUUGACGAUAUAAUGGAAUACGGAGCGAUUUGCCCACAAGUCGUUGCCUGUGGUACUUUAACACGCAGAGCAAUGGAACCCACUUGGAUGACGGCUUCAAACUCACAGCGUGAACGCAUAGGCUCCGAGUUACGUUCCAUGGUACAAGCACCAGCAGGCUACCGUAUAGUUGGUGCUGAUGUCGAUUCCCAGGAAUUGUGGAUUGCAUCAGUCUUAGGCGAUGCAUAUGCCUGUGGUAUCCAUGGCGCCACACCUCUAGGCUGGAUGACCAUUAGUGGCUCUAAGUCAAAUGGCACGGACAUGCAUUCUAUCACCGCAAAAGCUGUGGGCAUAUCUAGGGACCAUGCCAAAGUAAUUAAUUAUGCGCGCAUUUAUGGUGCUGGACAAAAUUUCGCCGAGGGAUUACUUAAGCAAUUUAAUCCCACUCUAUCUGAUACAGAAGCGAGGAGUAAAUCGCAGAAAAUGUUUGCUAUUACUAAAGGAAAACGAGUUUAUAAACUGCGCGAGGAAUUUGCAGACAAUUAUGACGACAGAAACUAUUCCGGUUAUGAGGCAUUGAAAUUAGCUGCUGCAUCCAAUCGAGCUGUAAAGGAGAUGUUUCACAUUCCCAGAUGGGUGGGUGGUACUGAAAGCGCGAUGUUUAAUAGGCUAGAGGAAAUAGCCUUAAGUGAAUGCCCAAAAACGCCUUUCCUUAAUUGUCGUCUGAGUCGUGCUUUAGAAGUACACGGUGGAGAUGAGAAUCGAUUUCUACCUACACGUGUAAAUUGGGUUGUACAAAGUGGUGCUGUAGAUUUUCUACAUCUCAUGUUAGUUUGUAUGCGAUGGCUUAUGGGCACAAAAGUUCGUUUCAGCUUAAGUUUUCACGACGAAGUACGUUAUUUGGUGAAAGAGGAGUUGGCGUAUAAAACAGCACUGGCGCUGCAUAUAACAAAUCUUCUCACACGUUCAUUUUGCUCAUCACGUCUCGGACUAACAGAUUUGCCAAUGUCUGUAGCAUUCUUUUCAUCAGUUGAGGUGGAUACAGCUCUGAGAAAAGAUAGCAACAUGGAUUGCAAAACACCAUCAAAUCCUCAUGGACUACAUAUUGGAUAUGGAAUUCCACCUGGUGAAAGUUUAAAUAUAUAUGAUGCGAUAUCAAAAGCUGAAGGAGGUGACCUUAAUAAUUGGCCUUGGCUAAAAUGAUGAUUUAUUGUUUGGUUGCCUUAAAACUUUAAAAGUUUUUUUUUUUUUGUAAAUUAGGUUACUAGUUAACUAGGUCAAAACCAAUUGUUGUGGUUGUAAAAAGAUCUUAAAUAAUUUUUAUAAACCGACUUUUAUAUCAUGGUAAUUUUUUCUAAAUGAUAAUGGGUGUUCUCAAUUGCUUGCCUAUCAGAUUAUUUGGUUUUCUGGUUAUAUUUCUUAUACAGUUUACAACUACAAAGUUCGCGGGAAUAAUCAUUUUAAAGCGGGUAGUUUGAUAUCCACGAAGGAUAAUACAAACCAGUAACUUUUCUCAAAAAAAAAGGGAAAAUUUUUGUAUGCGGACGGCAAAUUCUUGAAAAAGUGGAAUGAGAGGGGUAAAAUAGGACUCCUUGGUUUCAAAAAUAACCCCCUUUUUUCUAGCAAUCCUAUAGGUUCUAUAUAAUUUGUUGAAGUUUUCGUAUAAACAAUGAAUAAGAUAUAUCUUAUAUAGCUAUAGCAAAAUAACAUCAAACAUGGUCUUGCCAGACUGGAAUUUUGAAUAAUAAAA
Messenger RNA from Rhagoletis pomonella (apple maggot), 4134 nucleotides. It is a transcript of the gene tam, whose product is annotated as DNA polymerase subunit gamma-1, mitochondrial. The transcript is spliced from 2 exons. Gene Ontology annotation, molecular function: 3'-5' exonuclease activity; DNA binding; DNA-directed DNA polymerase activity. NCBI's taxonomy places the organism in Eukaryota, Metazoa, Arthropoda, Insecta, Diptera, Tephritidae. The coding region runs from base 120 to 3587 and encodes 1155 amino acids. Gene Ontology annotation, cellular component: mitochondrion; gamma DNA polymerase complex. The record is from RefSeq and is a predicted model, not a curated record. Gene Ontology annotation, biological process: mitochondrial DNA replication.